Messenger RNA from Lindgomyces ingoldianus, 1338 nucleotides. RefSeq lists its product as uncharacterized. Lineage: Eukaryota; Fungi; Ascomycota; Dothideomycetes; Pleosporales; Lindgomycetaceae. The coding region runs from base 56 to 1213 and encodes 385 amino acids. The transcript has 5 exons. The record is from RefSeq and is a predicted model, not a curated record.
CCAGCCAUUAUCGUCCGCAUCGAGCAUCCUCACAGCAACCGUAUAAUAGCUUGUCAUGCGUACUGAACAAUUCCAUCAUGCUGAAAGCUCACGCAGGCGUCUUGAGGAGCUGCAGAGCAGGCUGCGCUGCAUCAACGAGCAAAAGCUCCAAAUUGAACGCCAGCGAGAAAAGCUUCGCCAAGAUGCGUUGCGUCUCUUGAAAGAAUACAAGCCGAUAGAGGAGGAGUUGCUCACAGAAGCUGAUACGUACUCAAAGGCCUGGGGAUGUUGCUUUGGUGAACAGCUGUACAAACUUCUACCACGAGAGUUGCGCGACAUCAUCUACGAAGAACUUGUCGUGUCACCCGAGCCCGUCGAUAUCAAGAGCGUCACGGACGUCGACCCUUGGGGCGGCUGGGGAAGCUGGAGCGAUGAUCCUAUUCCAUUGAAUUACGUGGACCGCGUCGCUGAUAUCAGGAAAUCCCACCAGCGGCUUGUUUCCCCUGCCUAUCUUGGUAUUGCCGUUGCUAGUGAAAUUACGGAGGCUUUCUACAAAAGAAAUGUAUUCAGCAUAAGCGAUUCAGCAGACAUAGAAAACUUUCUUACCCUAGAUAUCUUCCAGAUGGACAAUGUACCAGGCGACUUGAUUCGGAAGCUGAAGGUCUCGCUUCCGGAUUUGACGAUCGUAAGCGACUGGAACUGGGAUGGUUCGGGAUUCGGCGAAGGUCCUGCUCAAAGUUCAAACGACACCACCCAAGACACGUAUGGGGCAAAGCUUAACAAGAGUGCAGCUCUCCAGAAACUGUCUCUGGUCAAGAAUAAGAACAGUUGCGAAAUCGAGUUCGUCGUCUGCACAGGUGUUCGGUAUGUCCUCCACCCAUUCCUUGCCAAUCUUGGAGAUUUGGUCUACGGACUCCGCGACCGCGGCUUCAAGAUCCGCGUAUCGCAACAACCGAGGAGAAUGAAGAAGAAGAAGAAGAAGCACGCGACUGGGCAAAAGAUUUACGCUUCGCCCGGCAAGGAUUGGACUCAUCUUUUUGACAUAUCGAAGGAGGAGUGGAAAGAGAAAGCUAAAUCAAAAACUCUGUUCGGUUAUGUCGUCAAUUUGAAGCCGCCAAUUCUAGACUUUGAUAAUGUGAUCGUUGAGGAGAACAAGAUCACAUUGGUGAAAACUUCGGGCGACCUCGAUUUGGGCUGGGAGGACUAUAUUGUUGCUGAGAGCGAGACUUUCUGAAAGCUUGAUGAGCAGUUGGAGCACGAAAUUUCAUUCCUUCGCGUUUGUUCUCUUAAUUUUGUAUACUCACAAUUACUCUCAAUGUUUGGGUACAUCAGUCCUUCGUCUCCCCCGUAUCAUUGUUC